CGGUACUUGGUGUGAGAAAAGUGGUUGAUUUUAAAAUUAUGAUUUUUCUUAAUUCCAAAUUUACGGUGUUCGAUCAUAGGAGAAAUUUGAAAUUCGAAGAUCCUUCUGACCUUCGAAAUUUCGUAUACGAAUAAUAUUCCCUCAAAUUUUGAUAAAUGACAAAUUUUCAACAAAUUUUCUACACGUGCGGACGAGAACCAAUAUCGUAGCUUAGGUAUAGUCGAUCGUAAUCUGUGAUAAUUGAUAUAGGACUGUACACGGUGCAAGGGAGUUAUUGCAUAAAUUUUCGCCACUGUUUUCUGACAAUUGUCAUCAGGUGAAGUUUCCGGGGAGUUGGAAAACAUGCGGUUCUAUUCGUCGUUCUCCGUUAGCCGCCUUAAUAUUAUCAUCAACGAUGGAUGUCGAUUCCAAAAGCGUUCCACCGUUUUCAUCGGGACUAUGAGAGCGUGAAUGUCAUGCCUUGGGAAGCAGCUCGAAUUGUCAACGGUACUUCACCGGAAGGAGCUCGAUUUCUUUCUCCACAUAGGAAAUCAAAGGCCUCCGGGCGAGCGACCCACUGCAUCAACCUUGGAAGAAAGAAUUAACGAAACAAACUAAACGAAAAAAAAAAGAAAGAAAGAAAGCGCACGUUCCAUCUUAUCUCGAGGAUCGAUCCGAAUUAAAAUAAGCUGCCGUUUAUCGCGAUGAGGCGCGUCGAAGUUGACACAAGGGGUGCGCCGCCGUUCCGGGUCCUGGGUGAAGGCGGUCAGAUGUUCGCGGUUCCUUCGGCACCUCCGAGUUUGGCACCGGAGCCUUACAAGUUGACGACAUCGUCGACGUCCUCGAACAGAGCGAGACGAAGAUCCAGUUUCGUUAUAAUUGCCGAAGCCCGGCCAGCGACCCCCACGUCGAGAAGUCCUUCUCCGAGCCUAGCGACCGGGAGAGCUUCGCCCUUCAGAGGACGCGGGUUCAAGGGACCCCCACCCAGGGCGCAAUCCAGACCACAAACCCCCGAACAGAAGGACGCUCGUCGUCCGAGCCGAGUGACUCGACGAAUGUCGACGUCGCAGCAGAACAGUCCGAAACGCAGUCUGAUUCCUCAGCCAGCGCGACGUCGUUCGGUGUCCCUGACGAAAACUGAAACCAACGGAAGAUCCUCACCGAAAUUUGGGAGGCGCGCGACCUCGAAAAAUUACCUCGAGGUGAAUCAACAGAUCGCGCCUUCGCGCAGGGGGUCCCUCAAAGUUCCUGGACUCUCGCCGAUUCAGGGAACGCCUACCAAACCGUUGGAGAAAAAGAAAUCAACCGCCGGGCCGAGGAACGAAGCCGCUGAGAAAAAAUCGUCGCCGAUUAAAAGGAGGAGGAGUUCAACCCUUCCGCCCAUACCUAAGACGACGGGGGGUCCCAGAGGAAGCAUAGGUGGGAAAACGACAAAACCGCCGACGAAGACAGGCAAGGUCACAACGAACAACGAACCGCCAAUGUCACCCUCUAAGAUUCCGGUGAAAAAAGGGGCCGUCCCGGAGCCAAAGGUCACGUUAAAGGGCAACGCGAGACGUGGGUCUCUGGCGAAACUGGCGGUACCAAAACCCGGUGACAAAAGCGGACAGAAGAAGGAAAAAGUGGAAGUGAAGAACGAAUCGAAACCAGAUCCCGGGAGUACUACGGAGUCUUCACAGCUGCAAAACGGUGCGAAAAAGACUGAAAAUAAAACGGAAGCACCGCAGGACGUGAAAAAAACUUCCAAAGAAACCGAAAACUCGACAAAAGAAACGAAGACCGAUGUCAAGGACGUCGCAACCCCGAAAUCCAAGGUCGUCGAUGACAUAAGUCUGAUGGAACUUUUGAAACAGUCUUCGGGAGCCAGUGGAACCUCCAGUGUCGUUAACACGACUACCGUUACGGCGGCGCAACCACUAAAAAUCGACGCUGUUGGGACGAUAAUAGCCGAAGGGGAUGUCAAAGCGAAGGACAAAGAACCGGAAGUUAAACGCCGGAAUCCGGACAGUGGCAAAAGAAGCGCAGUCGCAAGACCGACGGCGAUGAAUAUUCCCUCUUCGAGUAGCGCGUCUCCGGCUCUUUCGGUAUCGGGGAAAUUGACGCAACCAUUCGCGCAGGACGGGGGACCAAAUAAUCCUCAGGAAGGUGAUGCGAAUAACGAAGAAACGACCAGUCAUGCGGACGGUAGCAAAAACCAGCAUAAAAAAAGUGGCAGUGGACAAACGACCGCAACUACGGGUAAAAUUGUGACGGGCGAAGUACUUCGGGAAGGGAUUCAUUCGGUACAGUCGAAAGAUACGAAUGGCGUGCUCGCGAAAGAAAGUAAAACGUCGUUAUCGGGGGGUGGUGGUGGUAGUGCCGAAGGUCGUUCGACCUUGAAGAGUGAAGAUCGGGGGAUUCAGACGCCGGUGACUACGAUAGGUAGUGAGGGUGGGAGUCAAGCUUCCAGUGCGGUGGUGAUGAUGGGGGGCGUUAGAAAUUCGGAUGACCACAAUCAUCGGAUUUCCGGGAGCGCGAUGUCCAUGAAAUCCACAGCUGGACUAUCCACCGGAUCAACGGACACCGGAGUAAGCGUCAAUACCGUGCGUGGUGGGAUUUCUUCGGCCAGAGAGAAACGAGGCAUGCAUCUCGUCAAGGGACAUUCGCAGGGCAUUGAAACCCUCAGUGGGAACGUUAUGCAUUUGGAACGGAACGGAGAACCAAUGCUUCCUGGCGGAGACCUGCACGACCUCGAGAGAGUUACCAGUCCAGCCGGCGAAGGAUUGCCGAAUCCCCGAGUUCCGGGUCAGCAGGAAAACAUCAGCAAGUGGAAAAAAAUUUUCGGCAGGUGCUGCCGGCCCUGCAGCAAGUGCAAAUUGAACUGCUGUAAAGGAUUCGAAAGAAAUAUGAGGUGCUUGGCCUGCAGAAGAGGCUUCAAAUCUCAGACAAAUAAUCCCCCCAUCCUUCAGGAUGCGACCAACGAGAUCAACAAAGGAUGUCUAUCCAAACUGAAGGAUAGGACAAAAUGUUGUCGUUUCCCUGAAAGUUGGAAGGGAUGUUCGCGAGGCAGUCGAGUAGCGCCGGCAGAAGAGAGCAGCUGUUGUCCGCCCGAACGAAGAUGCGGCACCAUUUUCAGGCUACUCUGUUCACGGUGUUCGUGCUGUAAACGUCAGGACGCUUCUCAACAGAUCAGAAACGUCCAGGCCAAACAAAGCCUGACCAGCGUCGCUGCGCCCGUUCUUUCCGAGGAGCCUAAAAGCAAAAUACCGGAAGUACUGGUGGAGCACAAUGCACCUAUGAGAGGAUCAAUUCCGUGUCUUCCGAUACCGCUGGCUUGGUUUUGCCUCGUUUGGAACGUCCUGAUCCCAGGCACAGGUACAUUUUGGAGUGGUUUAUUCAACCUUUGCGUUGGACAGCCAAGAUUUUCCGCAGUGGCAACGCCCAGAGCACGAGUAGGCGCAUUCUUGAUAAACACCAUCGUCGGCGUUGGUCAAUUAUUCACGGUUUUAUUCUGCCUCGUUGGAUGGGGUUGGAGCAUAUGGUGGGGGGUCAUGAUGGUGCGCUUGGCAAGAAAAUACAAACGAUUUCGGGACUCUGAGGCGGCUAACAACGACGUUGAAGCUCGCGGAGCUGCUGCUGAGGCGACAACCGGCCCUCCAGGGGUUCCUAGCCAACCGAGUCGUGGUUUUGAGAGGGCGCGUUGAUGAAAAUUGAUUUGGGAAUAGUUUUUUCUGUUUGAUUUUUUUUCUACUUAUGCGCUGGUUGAGGAUCAACGAUUGAAAAUGUUGUAAAUACUGUUUAUUGCGUGUAUGAACGCCCGGUGAGGUUGAUUGCGAGUCAAACUAACCGGGCGUACAACGUAUCGCGAUAUGGCAAUUUUUCACUGCAAUAUUCUUAAGUUAUACCAUAGAUUAUACAUAAUCAAUCAAGGCUAAAGAUUCUUUUAUACGUUUAUUAUUAUCACAUAUGUACAAUUAACGGAUUCACAGAUAUUAUAACCGUGUAUAAUUAUGCCCCCUUAGUCUAUAAUAAUUGUAUACUUCUGUACUAUACAUAUAUAUAACUAUUCGAACGAAAUAAAUCGCGCGAU
Molecule: messenger RNA, 4048 nt
Organism: Athalia rosae (coleseed sawfly)
Lineage: Eukaryota; Metazoa; Arthropoda; Insecta; Hymenoptera; Athaliidae
Gene: stum
Product: protein stum
Exons: 9
Coding region: 684-3662 (992 amino acids)
Biological process (GO): taxis; sensory perception of mechanical stimulus; proprioception
Cellular component (GO): sensory dendrite
Source: RefSeq, a predicted model, not a curated record